CACUAUUAAGCUCUACAUUAAGGUGGAGAAUCCUAGGAGCAUCUCUAUGCUACUAGUCUUUCAUGCAUGCCACAUGUGAAGCCGCCAUGUUGUCACCUUGUUGGCGCCAUGUCAUCUGCCACAUGUGACAUCCUCCCUCACCUAUGCUCGCGACGCUCUCGUCGCGUCCUAUUGAUGGAAUGCCUCGAUCAAGUCCUUGUUCUUCCAAUAGUGUCCAUGUAUGGGUACUGCUUCAACCGCAUCCGUCAUCCUAGCAUGCUUGGGUCGCCCGAAUACCCGGUUGUACCACCGACAUGGACGAGUUGUUCCUCCUCGUUCGGAUCUCAUCAUCCGUCGAAUCCGCAGACCGGAGCAUUGAUCAACUCUCCUGAUCUGUACGAGGUGCACUCCCUCCAGCUACCCACUCUUCACUUGAUAAUGUUGACGAUUGCUAUUGGCUUUCCCUGUCUCUCUCCUUGUGGUUCUAACAGCAACAACGAUGUAUGUAAAAUCUCUUUUGGCGGUGGCGAAGACGAUUUCUGUGGGCUGGAGGUCGUUCGAGGGAGUUUAAGGAAUGGGUAGGCGACGGUAUUCCAAGGUUGAAGAGUGACCACCUCGUCCUCCCCUCCUUUAAACAUGCUCCUUUCACUAGCCCUAAUCCCCAUCUAAUAUUUUUCGUUCACUAACAAUUAGCAAUUAAAUUGUCAUUAAAAAUAUUGGAAGGCCACCGAGAAGGCCUCUUAACUGCUGAACUAAAUUAGCCCUUAUCUCCAUGAUCUUGUCCCAAAUGUGGUUUAACUUUGGUUCGAGUCCAUGUAAUUAAUGGUUAACUCCAAUUCCACUAAUUUCUUAUCGGUUCAACCUAAACCCAAAACUCGGGGUGUUACAGUGGUCUUAGCAAUCCUUGGUCGAUUAGUUAAGAGAGCUAGCUUCCUAGCUUAUUUUGACAUUCCUUGAUUAAUCGUCUAAGGGAGUGGGGCUUCUCCACUAAUUGCAUUCUCCUCAUGAUAUGAACACACCUUUCAACACUAGAGUUCCAUUCGGUUUACCUUGAUACGAGACUAGGAGGAGCAAUACACAGGUGAAGCUUUCUCACUUUGAAUUUUGCUUUCAACUGUAGUUUUUUUAGCUUUAACUCCAAACUAUUUGUUAGAUAACAAUUUAAAGAUUGAAGUAGACAUGGACUGACUCGGGUUGACAUUUAAAACACUGGCCCUAUACUACACCCUACUAGAGUUUGCACUUGGGCUUUAGUUGAGAUUUAAUUGUGUAGUUAGGAACGAGUCAAGUUUUUGACGCUAUUAUCGGGAACGAGUCAAGUUUUUGACGCUAUUAUUCAGAAAAAGUCAUUUACCGUUAAUCUAGCUUUUCAAUUUUGCAUUGUUGAGUGUGAAUCUUGCUUGUCUUGGCUCAAGUUGUGUUUUGUGAAGUGUGUGUAGGAGGUGUAUGACCAGGAGUGAUCCGAAACCUUUGGCGCCACGAGAUGAAAACAUCAACCGAACUCUCUGACUCUUGGCUCGAGAGAGAGAGAGAGAGAGAGAGAGAGUUGAGGGAGGUAAGGGAAAGACUGGUGCAUUGGGGGCAACCAUACAUUAAACCCGAAGGAGAAUUUGAAGUUGAAGAGAAAGUUGAAUCAUAUAAGAGGUUGAAGUUGAAAAUCUUGAGAUGGUGGAAGAGCACGUCCAAGGAGAUGAAUAACCGAGGACGAUGGGUUAUUACAUGGCCCCACGGACGGCAGAUAUUCAAUCAAGUAUGCAUGCACCCGGGCCAUCAACAACUUUGAGAUAAAGCCGACCUCAUUACAAUGAUCAAGAACAUACAAUGCCAUGUACUAGAGAAUGAAUCUCCAUGAGAGCAUGUUAAGAGGUUUCUCGAGUUAGCGGGAGGUUUGAAGAUCAAUGGAGUACCCGAAGAGAACAUUUGGUUGAGGCUUUUCCCCUACUCUCUAAGUGAGAAAGCUCAACAAUGGUUGAACAACAAGCCACCCCUUUUGAUAACUUUGUGGGAAUAUUUGCUCAACAAGUUCAGGAACCAGUUCUACCCACCUUCCAAAAUGGCGGAAUACCGGAAAACGAUCACUCACUUCGUCCAAGAGGCGGACGAGACGUCAAGAGAUUCUUGAGAGCGAUACUCUGACCCUUUUCUCCAGUGUCCAUACCAUGGGUUUGGAGAGCAUUUCCUGAUCGAGACCUUUUACGACGGUCUCCUUUUAGAAGAUCAGAUUCUCAUUGAUUCAUUGUGUCAAGGGAACAUGUUCAACAAGAUACCACUGAGAUGACCACACUGUUUGAAGGUAUGGCCGCUAAGGGCUAUGAUUGGGGGUUGACGAGGCAUGAGAGAAGGACAUGAGAGAGGGGAGUACACUCCACGGAGGCGGAUCCUCCACUUAUAUCAAAGAUUGAUGAGUUGAUCUCGACGCUCCUACAUGAUAGGAAGCCGUUUAUGAUUUGUGAUUGGUGUUCAAGUCUUAACCAUGAGAUUCCUGAGUACCAACUUAUGAAGGAAAUGAUCACUCCCGAGGAGCAAGUGAGCUUCAAUGCUAAUGCUAGGGGAAUCAACAACAACAAUAGCA
Molecule: messenger RNA, 2551 nt
Organism: Linum trigynum
Lineage: Eukaryota; Viridiplantae; Streptophyta; Magnoliopsida; Malpighiales; Linaceae
Source: the annotation of a GenBank genome assembly